CCUACAUGUUACUAGGUAGUUCAAUGUUGUAUGUAGCUUCUAAUCGAUCAUCGUACACUCAUCGGUAGUUGGAAAGUACUCCCAAAACAAUCUCCAAGACUUCUUCAUCACACCUAGUAUUCACCGACAUUAAGUUUCACCCUUUCAACACAUUACCUUCCCACUCUUGUGCCGUGAUCCUACUACUGUACAAAUAGCUUAACACAAGAUGCCUUUCGCCCAGCUUGUCCUGGGAAGUCCAGGCUCUGGAAAGAGUACCUAUUGCGACGGCAUGCAUCAGUUUAUGGGCGCAAUCGGCCGUGAAUGCUCCGUUGUGAACCUCGACCCUGCCAACGAUAAAACGAAUUACCCUUGCGCCCUCGACAUCCGCGACCUCAUCAAACUGGAGGAUAUCAUGGCCGACGACCAGCUUGGACCAAAUGGUGGUGUGCUGUACGCUUUCGAAGAGCUCGAACAUAACAUGGAAUGGCUUGAGGAAGGCUUGAAGAGACUGGAAGAUUCAUACGUUAUUUUCGAUUGCCCUGGCCAAGUAGAACUAUACACGCAUCACAACUCCUUACGGAACAUAUUCUUCAAACUCCAAAAGAUGGGUUACCGGCUCGUAGCUGUUCACCUUUCCGAUAGCUUCUGCCUGACACAGCCGUCCCUUUACAUUUCCAACCUCCUCCUUACUCUUCGAGCCAUGCUACAGAUGGACCUUCCUCAUGUCAAUGUCCUCACCAAAAUUGACAAGGUCUCAUCAUAUGAUCCCCUACCCUUCAACCUCGAAUACUAUACCGAUGUCCAAGACCUGUCACAUCUAGUAUCCUAUCUCCAAGAAGAGGCGCCCGCGAUGCGUAGCGAAAAGUUUAGUCGACUCAACGAAGCUGUCGCGAACCUGAUUGAGAACUUUGGUCUGGUUUCAUUCGAAGUCCUAUCUGUCGAGAAUAAGAAGACGAUGAUGCAUCUUCUGCGAAUUAUCGAUAGGGCCGGAGGCUAUGUAUUCGGCGGUGCAGAGGGAGCUAACGAUACGGUAUGGCAGAUAGCCAUGCGUAAUGAGAGCUCUUUGAUGGAGGUGGAAGAUAUCCAAGAGCGUUGGGUAGACUUGAAGGAGGAAUACGAUGCCCUAGAAGAGAAAGAGGAAGAGGCGCAGCGCAAGACCAUGGGAGGGGGCACUGGAGUUACGACGCCAGAUUUAAUUCCGGAUGACGGCGAUGACCCGUACGACGGAAUGCCACCUCCUAGAGGUGAUAGUGGGAUCAAGGUAGUUCGUAAAAAACAGUGAUGCCCCUUUUCAACCAUCGAUAAUUUCACCCAUUUCUAUGUCGCUAUUAUCAUACUCAACGUCCGGUAAGUCCGUCAUG
Hypoxylon fragiforme is the source of this 1343-nucleotide messenger RNA. RefSeq lists its product as uncharacterized. The record is from RefSeq and is a predicted model, not a curated record. Bases 209 to 1264 code for a protein of 351 amino acids. The transcript has 3 exons. Gene Ontology annotation, cellular component: cytoplasm. Gene Ontology annotation, molecular function: GTPase activity. Lineage: Eukaryota; Fungi; Ascomycota; Sordariomycetes; Xylariales; Hypoxylaceae.